Microthlaspi erraticum is the source of this 1287-nucleotide messenger RNA. NCBI's taxonomy places the organism in Eukaryota, Viridiplantae, Streptophyta, Magnoliopsida, Brassicales, Brassicaceae. The record is from the annotation of a GenBank genome assembly.
AUGGCAAUAAUGACUCCAUCGGCGGCGUUGGAUAGCUGGAGAGACUAUUUCCGGCGAGGACAUUCCGACAUUUUCCGGAUCAUCGACAACGCGAUCAUGGUGGCCGCCGCAGAUUUCCCGACGGAGUUCAAAUCGAGGAGAAUCGGAAUCGCCGAGCUUCUCUUCACUUGUAAGACGAGCCUCUGCGUCGGGUGUGACCACCUCGCGCUGUCGAUACCCGGCGACGAAGACGCCGCCCAACAUGAUGGCCUUAAGACGGCGGCGACGGUUGAAGUCGGCGGCGGCGGCGAUGGGGACGGUUCGGUUAUCGAAGAUGAGACGAAACUGAACGAGAAUCAGAUUGCUGGCAAUGACAGUUCCGGUGAAGGAGAAGUGGAAGGCUUGAGUGAUGAACUAGAGGCGUGUGCGGGAAUUGUUGAUGAGAUCAUGAUGAUCAAAGCCAUCUUGAUGAACGAAGAAGAAGAGCCAGAGUCUGUGAUACUCGAAUCCCUGAGGAAGCUGGAUUUGAUGACUAUGACUGUGGACCUCCUUCAGGAGACUGAAAUAGGAAAGACUGUGAAUGGCUUGAGGAAACACAGUUCCUCUAGGAUUAGCCAACUUGCAAAGUCUCUUCUCACAGAGUGGAAGGAGCUGGUGAACAAUUGGAUAAACACUACCAAGAAGGACAUUGCUGGUGGUGAAGGGACACCAGAGUCAAACUUUUCAGUAAUUGAUGAAAUAGAUGCGUUUCCUUCUCCUCCACAUGAUGUUCAUCUGUAUGUACCUGAUCCCAUUAAUGGAAUGAAUUUCUCUGAGAUCUUAGAUGGCUUCGACCUCGAUGUUUUUGGUAACUUUGUGGAAUUUAACGAUGAUGGAAGCUUGGUAAGUGGCUCAGGCUCAUGGGAGAUCCCCGAAGGUACAAAUGAAGCCAAUGUGGUUGAGAGGAACAAUGAGGAUCAACAGAUGGAGAGGGAAGAAGCUGUUGUUAGACCUGUUGUGAAGCACUCAGAGACCGAUGUUGAUGAGCCUAGAAAGCGACCAAAGCAGAGCAGAGAACAACAACAACAAGUGGUGCCUCCUGCGGUUCAAAGGAAACCGCAUGUUGUUGCUGGACCUCAACAGAAUGUGAGGAAACUCAACUCGGUGGACUCAGAGGCAAAGUUUGAGGUGGCAAGUCGGAAACUCCAAGAGAGAUACCAACAACAUGAGAAUGCCAAGAGACAGAGGACGAUACAAGUGCUGGAAACGAUCCCAAAGCAAAGUAAGCCCAAGAAACCACCACACAAGAGAACCGGGCGAAGAUUUUAG